Messenger RNA from Venturia canescens, 1326 nucleotides. Its product is annotated as sentrin-specific protease 1-like. Gene Ontology annotation, cellular component: nucleus. Bases 1 to 1326 code for a protein of 441 amino acids. The transcript has a single exon. Gene Ontology annotation, biological process: proteolysis; protein desumoylation. The record is from RefSeq and is a predicted model, not a curated record. Gene Ontology annotation, molecular function: deSUMOylase activity. Lineage: Eukaryota; Metazoa; Arthropoda; Insecta; Hymenoptera; Ichneumonidae.
AUGAAGAUGGACGCAAGUACGCAGACGGAUGAAGUGGUGCGCAAGCAUUUCAGCCAGCAGACCGACGGAGAAAAGGGGAAGUGGGUGAAUGAAGAUAAGGAGGUGGAGAUAGUGCAGGAGAUAAAGGGAAGGAAGGAUGAGGAUGACAUUUCGAUCAUCGCGGUGUUUCACCCGAUAUCGUCGAUGAAAAAGAGGACGAGAGAUGUGAAGACGCAAACCGCAUCUUCAACAAAGGAGAAGGGGAUGCAGACGGAGUGGAUGCUCCAUGUGAUAGAGAUCGAGGAGUCACGAAGGUCAAAUCGCGACCUGCUCCUUCGCUUUAUUAAGCGCCAAUGGAACCUGAUUGAGGUAAGGGAGGCAGUUAAGGUGCCGGUCAUGCUUUCCCCUAUAAGGGAGUUCGAGGAAAAGGCGGAAGAGUGGAAAACAUGGGGAGCAGGAGAGUUUAGGUGGGAUGACAACACCGAGAAGAAUGAAAACAAGAAGAAAAGGACCAAUGAUGACAGGGAAAAGAAACAAACAAAGAGGAUAAAGGAAGAAGCGGAAAGAAAAGACAAGGAGAACAUAGAAAACAAAAAUGACAACAAUAACAUUGGUAACAGCAAGCACGAAAGAAAGAGGACUAACGACAAGGAGGAAAGACAAAUAAAGGAGAUAAUAAAGGAGGACAAAGGAAACAACACUAACAAUGACGUUAACAAUGAAAAGAAGAGAAAAAGAAACGACGAUGACGGACAAGCAAAUACGAAAAAGAUAAGGAGAGAGAUUAAACAAGAAGAUCUCGACACGUUAAAUGGAACGAAUUGGUUGAACGAUGAGAUUGUCAACAAUUACAUGGAUUUAAUCAAAGAUGACAAAACGUACGUGAUGAACUCUUUUUUCUUCCCACGACUUUACCUUAACGGCUACAACGCGAUCAAAAGAUGGACUAAUAAAGUCAAUAUUUUUAAGUACGAGAGAGUGAUUGUCCCAAUCAAUUUGGGCAAUCACUGGUGUCUCGCGGUUAUCAAUCUUCUUAAAAAAGCUAUCGUUUAUUACGAUAGUUUCGGACGAGACAACCCAAAAUAUUUGCUUACCCUCCGGGAAUAUCUGGUAGAGGAGGCAAAGAAUAAAGGAGAAGGACCAAUUAACGACAAGGAGUGGAGUUUGGCUACGAAGAGGGAUAUCCCUCGCCAGACGAAUGGAUACGAUUGUGGAGUGUUCGUUUGCCUCUACGCGAAACACGAAAUCGCCAACAAGGAGAUGAGCUUCUCGCAAGAAGGGAUGUCUCAAAUGCGCGAGUUAAUAAGAAGGGAAUUGGAGACUGGAAGCGUCGAAAUGUCGACUUGA